CUGUAAAUACAUCAAGCAGGAUCUAAGGAAACCGUCAUAUGACCCUCUUCUCUCUCUAAGACGUGGCAUGAAGUCCGGAAGAAACACAUCCGCUCCUCCUCCCCCUCCUCCUUUAUCCUCACUCCUCCGCAGGUACCGGUUCGACAGACGGUCCGGCUGCUGGUUUGCAACGAUGUGGCUGGUCGUGUUGGUCAGCUUGUUCCACUUCGGUUCGGCUUACGACGUGGACCCGAACAAACUGGAGGGCCUGGCGAGGGCGAGGGUGGAGUCCUGUGGUGGAUGACAGCUGAACAGACUCAGAGAGGUCAAAGCCUUUGUGGUCCAGGACAUUCCUCUUUACCAUAACCUGGUGAUGAAGCACAUUCCUGGAGCUGACCCCGAGCUUGUCCUCCUGAACCAUUACUAUGAAGAACUAGAUCGGAUCGCCCUGACUGACAUGACCCGCUCUGAAAUCAACGAGCUGCUGGGGAAGCUGGGUUUUUACAAGAAAGCUCAAGAAGACGACGAGGUCCCGGAAGAGUUCCGCUUCUCUCCGGCCAAAGACAGCCCGUUCAAAGAUGAGCCCACAUCCAAACGCUCCGUCUCCGACACAGAGAACACCUCCUCUGGGCCUGAGGCGCAAGUCCAGCACACUGACCUAUAACCUUGAAGGACGGCUAAAAAUAAACUUUGGCCCACAACCAGCUGAUUAAUACUGCUGCUGUUUGUGUCUCACAACAAGAUUAUAGAUUAAUUUGUGGAAGUAGAAGGGAAAUCGUAGUAAUCUCCAUAAUGUGAACCACUUCUUGUCAGUACAGGUCAUUUUUAGACUGUUUUUCUACAACAAAGGCUCAAAGUUUUAUUGUAUUCAUGUUCCAUAAUGUGUAGUUUGUCUUCGGUACUGUAUACCCACCUUCUUUGAGUUCUUGUGUGUCUGAUUGCUCCUUUCCUGCUGUGAAACUGAAUGAAGCUUCAGGCUAAAAAUCUGACUGGUCUGUGGCUGAUGCUGCUUGUUCUGGUGGGUUGGACUGAUGCACACACACAAACUCAAGUGGGAAAAAAUUAUUAAAACAAAUCUGUAAUCCCUGCUGUGUUUCAUGUUUCGGAGUAUGAAUGAUUUUGAUAUAAAGUAAUCUUCCAAYACAG
Austrofundulus limnaeus is the source of this 1125-nucleotide messenger RNA. RefSeq names its product selenoprotein M (gene selenom). The transcript is spliced from 6 exons. Gene Ontology annotation, cellular component: endoplasmic reticulum lumen. Lineage: Eukaryota; Metazoa; Chordata; Actinopteri; Cyprinodontiformes; Rivulidae. Gene Ontology annotation, molecular function: oxidoreductase activity. The record is from RefSeq and is a predicted model, not a curated record.